Boeremia exigua is the source of this 2076-nucleotide messenger RNA. RefSeq names its product ATP-dependent RNA helicase DED1. NCBI's taxonomy places the organism in Eukaryota, Fungi, Ascomycota, Dothideomycetes, Pleosporales, Didymellaceae. Gene Ontology annotation, cellular component: nucleus. The record is from RefSeq and is a predicted model, not a curated record. Bases 1 to 2076 code for a protein of 691 amino acids. The transcript is spliced from 3 exons. Gene Ontology annotation, molecular function: RNA helicase activity; RNA binding; ATP binding.
AUGGCUGAACAGCUUGACAUGGGUCGUCUCAACCUUAAUGAGUCCCAGCACGCUCCCCAGCAAAAUGGCUUCGGCCACCAGGAGCGCUCUGCGUACAUCCCACCCCACCUUCGUGGUCGAGGCGCCGCACCUCCUCCGGUGAACAACGGCCCUCCCAUGAACGGCGGCGGUCCUGGCCUUGGCGGCAGCGCCUGGGGCCCGGCUCCUGGCGGCCCUCCCCAGGGCGGUCGCGGCUACGGUGGUCCCCCACCCAUGAACGGCGGCGGCGAAGGCGGUAACUGGGCCAGCGCUCCCAACUUCACUCCCCGACAAGGUAGAGAUGUCCCCAACGGCGCAGGCUGGGGUGCCACACCACCCAGCAAGUUCGACCCAAAUGCUUACGGCAAACCAGGUGGAGGCGGCGGCGGUGCUCCCCGUGGCGGUGGUGACGGACAGUGGAAGGAUGGCAAGCACGUUCCUGGGCCUUCUAACCCCCGCAUCGAGCGCGAGCUCUAUGGUGUACCCAACGACCCCUCGAAGCAGCAGACUGGUAUCAACUUCGAGAAGUAUGACGACAUCCCGGUCGAGGCCUCUGGCCAGGGCGUCCCCGAGGCCGUUACCCGGUUCACAAACCCCCCUCUCGACGACCACCUGCUCAGCAACAUCGAGCUCUCCGGCUACAAGGUUCCUACCCCAGUCCAGAAGUACUCCAUCCCCAUCGUCAUGGCUGGUCGUGACUUGAUGGCUUGUGCCCAGACUGGUUCUGGUAAGACUGGUGGUUUCCUGUUCCCCAUCCUGGCCCAGGCUUUCAAGAACGGUCCCAGCCCUACCCCGGCUCCCCAGAACGGUGGAUACGGAUACGGCCGUCAGCGCAAGGCCUACCCCACCUCCCUGAUUCUUGCUCCCACCCGUGAGCUGGUCUCUCAGAUUUUCGAGGAGGCUCGCAAGUUCGCCUACCGCUCGUGGGUUCGACCUUGCGUAGUCUACGGUGGUGCCGAUAUUGGCUCCCAGCUCCGCCAGAUGGAGCGCGGCUGCGAUCUUCUUGUUGCUACUCCCGGUCGUCUCGUUGAUUUGAUCGAGCGUGGCCGCAUUUCUCUCCAGAACAUCAAGUACCUUGUUCUCGACGAGGCUGAUCGCAUGCUGGACAUGGGUUUCGAGCCUCAGAUUCGCCGCAUUGUUGAGGGCGAGGACAUGCCCCAGGUUGCCGACCGCCAGACACUCAUGUUUUCGGCCACCUUCCCCCGCGACAUCCAGAUGCUCGCCCGCGAUUUCCUGAAGGAGUACAUCUUCCUUUCGGUUGGUCGUGUCGGUUCUACUUCCGAGAACAUCACACAGAAGAUCGAGUACGUCGAGGACAUCGACAAGCGCUCUGUUCUGCUCGACAUCCUCCACACCCACGGUGCAGGUCUGUCCCUAAUCUUCGUCGAGACCAAGCGCAUGGCCGACUCGCUCUCCGACUUCUUGAUCAACCAGGGUUUCCCUGCCACAUCUAUUCACGGUGACCGCACCCAGCGCGAGCGUGAGAAGGCUCUUGAGAUGUUCCGCUCUGGACGCUGCCCCAUCCUCGUCGCCACCGCUGUCGCUGCCCGUGGUCUUGACAUUCCCAAUGUGACUCACGUAGUCAACUACGACCUUCCUACCGACAUUGACGACUACGUCCACCGUAUCGGUCGUACUGGUCGUGCCGGAAACACUGGUAUCGCCACAGCUUUCUUCAACCGUGGCAACCGUGGAGUCGUUCGCGACCUUCUUGAGCUGCUCAAGGAGGCCAACCAGGAGGUUCCUCAGUUCCUCGAGUCCAUCGCUCGUGAGGGCUCCGGCUUCGGUGGUGGUGGCGGCCGUGGAGGCCGUGGAGGCGGUCGUGGCCGUGGCGGCGCUGCUACUCGUGACGUUCGUCGCAUGGGUGGUGGCGGCGGCUUCGGCGGCAGCGCUGGAGGCUGGGGAGGUGCUCCUCAGGGUGGCGGCUUCGGUGGCGGCGGCUUUGGCGGCGCCCCCAGCUACGGCGGCCCUCCUCCUCCCAUGAACGGCGGUGGUGGUGGUUAUGGCGGUGGAGGCUACGGCAACCCAUCCGGCCCUGGUGGCAACUCUUGGUGGUAA